GUUAGUGACUGCACCCUUGCUUGUAUGCCUGCGGAGCCUACGAAAUAAUGCCUUCGACGCACAAGAGAGACAAACCCUGGGACACAGACGACAUAGACAAGUGGAAGAUCGAUGACUUUAAGCCAGAAGACAAUGUCGGUGGUACUUUUGCAGAAGAGUCUUCCUUCGUUUGCCUUUUUCCCAAGUAUCGCGAACUCUACCUAAAACAAGCCUGGCCCCUUGUCACGAAAGCACUAGAGAAAAGAGGAAUUGCAUGUACACUCGAUUUAGUCGAAGGCAAAAUGGAAGUGCGAACGACCCGGAAGACAUUUGAUCCUGCUGCCAUACUGGACGCAAGAGACCUUAUCAAGCUGCUUGCACGGAGCGUUCCAGCGCCACAGGCGAUUAAGAUUCUCCAAGACGAUACCGCCUGUGACGUGAUCAAGAUACGGAAUCUCGUGCGAAACAAGGAAAGAUUUGUGAAGCGACGGCAGCGACUUCUUGGACCCAAUGGUUCUACGCUCAAGGCUCUCGAACUCCUCACAAGCACUUACAUCCUGGUGCAAGGCAACACGGUCAGUGCCAUGGGUGGUUACAAGGGGCUCAAGGAAGUCAGAAGAGUGGCCGAAGACUGCAUGAACAACAUUCAUCCCAUAUACCAUGUCAAAGAACUCAUGAUCAAAAGGGAAUUGGCCAAGGAUCCCACUCUCAAAACCGAAAGCUGGGACAGGUUUCUGCCACAAUUCAAGAAGAAGACGUUGAGUAGAAGACGAACGCCCUAUAAGCUUACCGACAAGACAGCCAAGGUCUACACUCCCUUCCCGCCACCGCAAGAGAAGAGCAAGAUCGACCUCCAGAUUGAGAGUGGCGAAUACUUCCUCGCAAAGCAGGCCAAGGAACGCGCGAAGGAGCAAGAGAGGAGGGAACGACAGAAGGAGAAGAAUGAAGAAAAGCAACGCCAACGAGAACAGGCCUUUGUGGCUCCGAAGGAGGACCUCCCAGAGAAAGCGAAGAAGAGGAAAUCGUCUGCUGAUAGAGAGGUCCACAAAACGAAGAAGGCGAAAACAGCUGUAUGAGCGAUGCAAAAAUUCACCUUUGCAUCAUUAAGCGCGACCACAGCGAGCAAAUCCCGACCCACGUACACUUUCGACCGCUGACCGCCGGCCAUGACUUGUAUCUUCAUUGAAGCAGAAGCACUCGGGCCAGUUCAUGCUACUGUCGAGACUCGAGCGGAACGGUGAGCCUGUCAGCUGCUAUGAGCUUUCAGCAUCCCCAUCGUCCGAAUUUCUGGAAACCUGGAGUUCUCCCUGAUGCAUUGCGUACAGCCAGUGAUCAAGAAGGGGUUUGCCUGACGAACAGAAUGCGAGGCACCGCGCUCGGAGCAGAGGACGCCAAAACAAGAUCCUAGUAAUCAGUCGGAUCUGCUCGAGUCUCGAUGGAGAUCCGAAACUCCAAUCCGCAAACCCGUCACCGAGUAUCGCACUUGUAUGGCGUUGGCCCCCUUCCGCAAUCCUUUUGCAAAGGUCGCCCCAGCCUGAUUUACGCCUAGAUCAUGUUAGAACAUGGAUCUCCUUGGCGUAUGACCCAUAAAACACCCAGGUACAGGCAGUCGACUGCAGCCAGCCCUACCGUCUGCCGCUGAUGGAGCUUCACCUUUUUCGGUUUGCCUCUACUUCAGGCACAUCUAUUCGGUCCCUGGGCGUGGUGGAGUGACGCGACAAUGAAGACAAAGUGUAUGUCGGACACUCAAUGACAGUGUCUCCUGCGAGCAGAGAAGGUCUAGACCUGUACAUGAUGUCAAUUGGGGAGGAUCGGUAUUUGCUCCGCUUACCCACGUCGGGGGAGAGACGGGGCUGACGGCGAGCAAACAAAUACGAUUAUGCAAUCCAUGAUACAACAAAUGGACAAUUCAAUUAGCGACGUGCAUGCCAAUACGACGAGGACCAAGGUCAUUCUGCAAUGGGCUACUGCUUCUUCUGUUUGAUUGGGUCUCUGCGGCGAAACCCCCUUGCAAAACCAAAAGCCGCACAAACUCUCGAGGAGAAUAAUUUCUCCGUUCCGGGCCUCCACAUUGGCUUUUUCCAGCCAUGUCCAGACCAAGCACACAACCCACCAGUACACCACCAAUGGAUCAUGCUCGCUCCAAUUGACUGAGCGGAGAAGCGUC
Molecule: messenger RNA, 2146 nt
Organism: Exophiala oligosperma
Lineage: Eukaryota; Fungi; Ascomycota; Eurotiomycetes; Chaetothyriales; Herpotrichiellaceae
Product: KRR1 small subunit processome component
Exons: 3
Coding region: 48-1055 (335 amino acids)
Cellular component (GO): small-subunit processome; nucleolus
Molecular function (GO): RNA binding
Source: RefSeq, a predicted model, not a curated record